Exophiala spinifera is the source of this 432-nucleotide messenger RNA. RefSeq lists its product as uncharacterized. Bases 1 to 432 code for a protein of 143 amino acids. The record is from RefSeq and is a predicted model, not a curated record. NCBI's taxonomy places the organism in Eukaryota, Fungi, Ascomycota, Eurotiomycetes, Chaetothyriales, Herpotrichiellaceae. The transcript has a single exon.
AUGUCUUCUCACGGUCACACCCACGGGCACACGCCCAACCACCCGGCGACGCACGCAAAAGCAGUCGACCCAUCCGCACCCUCGCACCAGCACCUCACGAAGAACCCGACGCACUACGACGCAUCUGACAACACGACGACCUUCCAGUCGACCGACCCCAGCACCGACGCACACGCCAAACCUUCCUCCAAGAUCGUGGGCGACCUCAAGGGCAUGGCCCACGGCGUCGCGGGAUCCCUGGAGGCAGCGACCGGCACCCUCCUGCGGAACAAGAACAUGCAAGAAAAGGGCUUUGAGAAGAUGAGCGAAGAGGACCAGAGACUCGCCGCGAAGUCGGGCAAGCCUCCUGUUGGAACGACGGCAGUUGACGCCAACAGCCCUGAAGCCGCCGCCAGUCAACGCGGACACACGACGACGGAAUUGUUAAAGUGA